AUGCCUCAGGUGGAAACAUAUUCAUCAAAAAUUCUUUCAGGCGUUGGUAUCCUGCUCUCCCCACUUCGAUCAUUCCUUGACCAUCCCCAUGCCAUCCCCUACGGACUGUCCCUGCUGCUUUAUACCGCUGUCCAGGCCCAUCUCUUCCCGGCAAUCAUGGUAUUUGCCUCAAUCCGGCUGCAUUUUAGUGCGUUUCAAAAUGGCCUGCUUGUGUCCAUUGCUGCUGCGUGUGCCAGUGUGUCUCUUUUCCUUAAAGUAUUCAUCAUGCCCCGCGUGCGAUGGCUAAGGCUGAACUCAGAGAGGCCUACAGACAGCACUGCUAUACUCGCAGCACUAGUCAUACAGAUGCAUGCUCUCAUCGGCAUCACACAAGUACGGAAUGCUGGUCAACUAUACCUAGCUGUCUCCGUUGCAGCCGCAGGGCUAGCUCUGCCAGCGUUCUUCAAGGGCCAUUUUGUUUCACUCACGCCAGAUGCAUCGCGAGCGAUCUCGGCAUUGACUUUUAUGGAGAAUCUUGGAGGUUUAGUGUCGCCAUUCGUACUUGGAAGCUGGCAGUCUUUUGCUCCAGGACCUUCUGUAUUUAUCUUUGCGGUUGCGGUACUGGGGGUAAGCCUAGGGUUGUUUCUUUGGGGAGAAGUACUUCGCUUCAUUACACCAACUGCACAACAGAGCGAUGAUUGA
This is a messenger RNA of Aspergillus fumigatus Af293, 681 nucleotides long. RefSeq lists its product as uncharacterized. The record is from RefSeq and is a predicted model, not a curated record. NCBI's taxonomy places the organism in Eukaryota, Fungi, Ascomycota, Eurotiomycetes, Eurotiales, Aspergillaceae.